Nicotiana attenuata is the source of this 1489-nucleotide messenger RNA. RefSeq lists its product as uncharacterized. Gene Ontology annotation, cellular component: membrane. Bases 224 to 1162 code for a protein of 312 amino acids. The transcript has 8 exons. Gene Ontology annotation, biological process: protein ubiquitination. Gene Ontology annotation, molecular function: zinc ion binding; ubiquitin-protein transferase activity. NCBI's taxonomy places the organism in Eukaryota, Viridiplantae, Streptophyta, Magnoliopsida, Solanales, Solanaceae. The record is from RefSeq and is a predicted model, not a curated record.
GUAAAAAAGACUUUACAUUAAACUACAGUGCUAUAACUAUAUUUCCUUUUAAUCGAAUCUAUCAAUCAUCAAUUUCUAAGCAACCCCACAAGGAAAAAGUGUAAUUGCGACUUUUCUUCAUCUGAAAAAGACUCUGUAUAUAUUCAUUACCUUCUAAGUUUUGUCCUCAGAAAAGCAAAACCCAUCAAAAAUUGAAUAUCCAGGAUAAGUUGGUGAAUUGCUAAUGGAAGAACACUUGGUUUUGUGUGUUGAUCGUCUCAUCACACCUGAAUCUUUGCACUCGCUGCCAAGGUCCGAGGAUGCAGAAUCCUCCGUUGGCAGAUCUUGCUCUCAGGUAGUUGGUACGUCCUCAGUUAUUGAUGCUAAUGACAACGAACAUCCAGGAGUUGGAGGUGAAGAAGAGCCAUUACUUCAGAAUGUGGAAUGCCGGAUUUGCCAGGAAGAAGAUAGUGUGAAAAAUUUGGAGGUUCCUUGUCGUUGCAGUGGCAGUUUGAAGUACGCUCAUAGAAAAUGUGUCCAGCGAUGGUGCGAUGAAAAGGGAGAUAUAACUUGUGAGAUUUGCCAUCAGCCUUAUCAACCUGGCUAUACUGCUCCCCCGCCGCCUCCCCAAUCUGAAGAUACAGCCAUUGACAUUAGUAGAGGUUGGACAGUGGGUGGCACUCAGAUUGACUUACAUGAUCCGCGACUUCUUGCAAUGGCUGCCGCUGAACGCCGUCUUCUAGACGCUGACUAUGAUGAAUAUGCUGAUUCAAAUGCUAGUGGAGCUGCAUUUUGUCGUUCUGCUGCUUUAAUAUUAAUGGCCCUUCUGUUAUUGAGGCAUGCUCUGACCAUUGGAAAUGCUGAUGAGGAUGAGGAUGAUGUUUCCGUUUUUUUCUCCCUUUUCCUACUCCGUGCUGCCGGUUUUCUUUUACCUUGUUACAUUAUAGCUUGGGCUAUCAGUAUAUUGCAGCGUCGCAGGCAAAGACAGCAGGAGGCAGCAGCAUUAGCGGCAGCCGAAGUUGCUUUCCUGCUGCAAGCAGGGCAACAUAGGGGCUUGCAUGUUGCAGUUGCACCUGGACAUGCGCCACCAGUAGAGCCUUCGACAACACCAGGACGGGCAACAACUCCUCAGGCGGCAAUGCAACCAGGACAGGUGGCAACUCCUCAUCUCGAACCAGUAUAAACAGCUUUUCUCUGUUUCCUCUCCUAGCAUUUUGAAAAAAGUUGAUUGUACUGAUGGUAACUUUCAUGGCGGGGAAAGUUUUUCCUUUUUCCGUUUCAUUUUUAAUUAUUUACUAGCUGUAUCUUUGCAUUGAGAGAUGCAGAAGCUCCAAAUUUCCUCUCAUUCAGUAUUCCGUUAUGUUCGUACAUGUCAAAACAUAGCAGCCCCUAGAUGGCGUUGGAGUCUUCGCCUCCUGGGGUCAGUUACAACUUUAUCAGAUCUUUUCUUCAAGUGUGUAGAUACCACCAUAUCUUUACAUCAUAUUAAUCGGUUGCUAUUGUUUAUUCU